UAGGUCAUACUUAUUAAAGAAGAUAUAUAGCUGUUGCAUGUUUUAAAAUGGAAAUUACAAUAGGUGUAUUAUUAGCCUGCGUUAUUGGAUCCCUGCCGUUGUUGGGUUUACUAACGUGGUGGUGGAACGAGAUAUGGUACGUUCUCCCUCUGAAAUUUCAACUUUCCGGUACUGCUACGAAGUUACCACCUGGCCAUCUGGGAUUUCCCUUUGUUGGCGAGAUGCUUACCUUCCUCUGGUACUUCAAAAUUCUUGGCCGCCCAGAUGAUUUCAUCAAUUCUAAGAGACGCUGGUACGGCGACGGAGUAGGAUUGUACAGAACCCACCUUUUUGGAUCACCGUCAAUCAUAGCAUGUUUCCCAGCAGUCAGUAAAUUCAUUUUCCAAUCAAAUGACAUAUUUAUUUUGAAGUGGCCAAGCGUGGAUAUUUUAGGCCAGAAUUCUUUGGUAGUAGUUCAGGGAGAGGCCCAUAAAAGACUUAGAAACCACGUGACUAAUGCUAUCACUCGGCCAGAUGCUCUUUGCCGCAUAGCUGCUCUCGUACAGCCGAGGAUGGUGGCUGCCCUCCAAUCAUGGGUCGAUAAGCGUAGAAUCAAUACUUACAAGGAGAUUAAAAAGGUAACCUUCGAGAACAUUGGGAAAUUAUUCGUAGGCUUGCAACCGGGACAGCAGUUGGAAGCCAUAGAUGAGUUGUUUAGGGGGUUGCUCCGUGGAGUUAGAGCUUACCCUUUGAACAUUCCUGGAACUGCCUAUCGCCAUGCUCUGCAGUGCAAGAAGAAGCUUGACGCAAUAUUCAGAGGGGAACUUGAGAAGAAGAAAAGGCAACAGGAGUCUGAGAAGACAAAUGAUCUAAUGGAUGGACUGAUGCAAAUUGAAGACGAUGAAGGAAGUCAAUUGAGUGAUCAAGAGGUGCUAGACAACAUUGUUGCCCUUGUUAUUGCUGGGUAUGAGUCUACGUCUGUUGCUUCAACGUGGGCUAUUUACUAUCUUGCCAAGUAUCCUAAUGUCCUUGCAAAGCUACGGGACGAGAACACUGCUCUAUGCAAGAACAAAAAAGGAGAUUUCAUUACAAGUGAAGAUGUUGCUAAACUCAAGUACACAAACAAGGUGGUGGAAGAAACUAUAAGAAUGGCCAACAUUGCAGCGUUUAUUUUUAGAAUGGCCACCAGAGAAGUUGAGUAUAAAGGUUAUAAGAUACCGAAGAAUUGGAAAGUGAUUGUCUGGGCUCGAUACUUCCAUACAAAUCCUGAAAAUUUCGAGGAUCCUAUGUGCUUCAACCCAGACAGAUGGAAUGAACCGGCAAGGCCAGGAACGUAUCAAGUUUUUGGUAAUGGAUCUAGAAUCUGUCCAGGAAACAUGCUUGCUCGCCUACAACUGGCACUUUUUUUACAUCAUUUGUCUAUAGGAUACAAGUGGGAACUACUUAAUCCUGAUGCUGACAUGAUUUAUCUUUCACAUCCAAUGCCAGUUGAUGGGGUUGAGAUUGUAUUCGACAAGAUUUAAUAAUUUCUUUCUUAUUACUUGUAAUGUAUAAAAUUAUUGAAUAAUAAUAAUAAUAAUAAAUUAUCAGAUAAAAAAAGUCAGUUUA
Messenger RNA from Populus nigra (black poplar), 1587 nucleotides. RefSeq names its product ent-kaurenoic acid oxidase 1-like. Gene Ontology annotation, molecular function: oxidoreductase activity, acting on paired donors, with incorporation or reduction of molecular oxygen; iron ion binding; heme binding. The transcript is spliced from 9 exons. The record is from RefSeq and is a predicted model, not a curated record. Bases 48 to 1502 code for a protein of 484 amino acids. NCBI's taxonomy places the organism in Eukaryota, Viridiplantae, Streptophyta, Magnoliopsida, Malpighiales, Salicaceae. Gene Ontology annotation, biological process: brassinosteroid biosynthetic process; sterol metabolic process; multicellular organism development.